UUGAAAGUUGUUUAAACUCUCGGCCAAUAAGCCCCAUAAGCGACGACUCAUCAAACUUGGAACCUCUAACUCCAGGACACUUCCUUAUAGGUACCCCAUUGUUAACCCCUGCCGAACCCAAUUUAGAGGAUGCAAACUUAAGCAUCGUUAACAGAUGGCAGAAACUAAAAAUACUCUACCAGCACAUUUGCAAGAGAUGGAAGGAAGAGUACCUUAAGGAGCUACACAAACGAUACAAAUGGAAAUAUCCCCAACGUAAUGUUGAAGUUAACGACUUAGUCGUUAUAAGAAACGAAAAUAUUUCACCCAACGAAUGGAAGCUCGGUCGAAUCCAAAAGGUCUUCCCCGGCUUAGACAAUAAAACACGAGUGGUUGAAAUCCGAACUGCUCAAGGCACAAUAACCCGCCCCAUCACAAAAAUUGUGAUAUUAAAUACAGAAUAACAUACAAGUUUUCUCUUCUUUUUUUAGUGAAAUGGCCCCAACAAUCACCAACUCACCCAAACCUCGUCGUAUGAGCUCGACCAUUACCAUCCGGUCCCGUAGCGCAACCCGUAGCAUUACGCCAAUUUCGGAAGACGAAACGAUGUCACGACGCAUGCGGCGUUUCAAGUCGACCCUUCCCACUAUUCGUGAGGAAAAGGAAUGUGAUGAUCGCACAACCCGAAAAACGAUCUCACAUCACAGAAAACCCACAUCACAUCGUCAUGUCGCCUGCGGAAUAUGCAAAAAAGACCACCGUCUAGUGACUUGCGCUACAUACUCUUUAUACAACAUAAAUAAGAAAUACGAAGCAGUAAUAAAACACCACUACUGCGUUAAUUGCUUAGCCAGGUCGCACAAGACAGAAGGAUGCACAAGCAAAAAUCGAUGCUCCACUUGUCAUGGGAAGCAUCAUUCAUCCCUACACGGACAUCCGAGGCUAUACCCGGCCAACGAUGCAAAUACUGUUGAGAAACAUCCACUUGCGACAGAGACCCGACUACCAUCCUUACUGGCUAAGCAGACCCUAUUACCCACACUGAAGAUCCGUUUAAGAUGCGAUGGCGAAUGGUAUAAAGUUCGAGCCAUUUUAAACCCUACCCUCAAAAUUACAAAUAUAGCGGCCGAACUCGUUAAAAAAUUAAAACUGCCAAUUACAUACCUCAACACUUAUCGUAUUUGUAGCAUCAAAAUUAGCUCAAAUAAUGAUACAAAGUUUUGUUUGGAAUGUAACGCAGUUAUAACACACAAGUUACCCAAAAAACCCUAUGAGCGAGAUCUAAGUGACGAUGUGCAAAUGCGCUUUGAACACUUAGUUCUCGCUGACCCUCAAUUCCAUAGCAACAGGGAUAUAACGUUGGAGAUUGGAGCGGAUAUCUACCCACAAAUCAUCAGAAAUGGACUAUUCAAACCCGACAAUGGUACAGUGGUAGCGCAGAAUACAGCAUUUGGCUGGACCCUUACUGGCACCAUCUAACCCUAAAUUCUGCAAGGUGGCCGGGAUGUUUAAUCCAAACAAAUACUCCUCUGCAUUACUCCCACAAAUUACAUAAAGUAAUAGAGGCGUAAUGCAGAGGAAUAUCAACCGCCCCAACUUCACGCAACAGGCGAAGAAGGAAAGACAAAAAAGAAAAUAACUUUCCCGCGCUUUUUGCCUUA
This is a messenger RNA of Bactrocera neohumeralis, 1640 nucleotides long. RefSeq lists its product as uncharacterized. Bases 475 to 1458 code for a protein of 327 amino acids. Lineage: Eukaryota; Metazoa; Arthropoda; Insecta; Diptera; Tephritidae. The record is from RefSeq and is a predicted model, not a curated record. The transcript has 2 exons.